AUGUGGACUUGCACGCGAUGCAGACUGAAGACCUCUGUUGGACGUGUUGAAGGACACGUCGCAAAAGUCAUCGGAAUGCCGAACCACUCGCGACAUGUCGGUCAAGCCCUCAAAUUCCUCUCCCCCGACACGAAUCCCCCAGUCCCCUGGCAACGCGUCGUCUCAUCCUCGGGCGCCAUAUCCUCUCGAGGCCCAGGUACGGACGGAGCGCAGCGUCAGAAAGAUGCCUUGGAGGCGGAAGGGGUGGAUGUAAGGGCUGGGAGGACGGGGGAGUUGAAUGUGCUGUUGAAGGAGUGUGGGUGGUUUCCUGAUGCUAGCCAGGUCGUGGUGGAUGCGAAUGCUUGA
Molecule: messenger RNA, 345 nt
Organism: Stereum hirsutum FP-91666 SS1
Lineage: Eukaryota; Fungi; Basidiomycota; Agaricomycetes; Russulales; Stereaceae
Exons: 2
Coding region: 1-345 (114 amino acids)
Biological process (GO): DNA repair
Molecular function (GO): catalytic activity
Source: RefSeq, a predicted model, not a curated record